GAAACGUCAUCACCCGCUCAAGGUUCCGCCUUACAAAUGGCCUAGGCACAUUCUCCUUCCUCCACAGGCCAAAUGCACUGCAAUGUUUUGGACUUGGCCGCGAGAAGGUAGCCGAGUCUGAGCCUCUUUCCCUGAGAGCCUGCGGGAUCUCGUCACGAUCCAUUUCAAGGAGAAACGAUGGCCCACUUUCUGUGGCCGGAGCCGCUGUCAAGCGCGCAGCUCAAGCGGCUGGAGGAGCACAAGUACAGCGCCUCGGGUCGCUCCUUGGUGGAGCCGCCGUGUCAGAUCUAUUGGAACUGGCUCGUCCAGCAAAUCCCGACGUGGGUGGCCCCGAACACGCUCACUAUCGUGGGCCUGUUGGUCAACAUUGUCUCCACGCUUCUGCUCGUGCUUUAUUGCCCCACGGCCACGGAGGAGGCUCCAGCGUGGGCUUUCAUCCUGAGUGCACUGGGUCUCUUCGUGUACCAGUCUCUGGACGCCAUCGACGGCAAGCAGGCCCGCCGGACCAACAGCAGCUCGGCCCUCGGCGAGCUCUUUGACCACGGCUGCGACGCCGUCUCCACAGUGUUUGUCGCCGUGGGCACGUGCAUCUCCUGCGGGAUCGGCCACUACCCCCACUGGAUAUUCUUCUGCGGCUUCAUCGGGAUGUUCAUGUUCUUCUGCGCCCACUGGCAGACCUACGUUUCAGGAACUCUUCGCUUUGGCCUGGUGGAUGUGACCGAGGUGCAGUUGGCCAUCAUCGUCAUGUACCUGAUGUCCGCCUUUGGUGGGGUGAGCCUUUGGCAAACCACGCUGCCCCUCAUCGGACUGCAACUCUACGUCUUCCCCAUCAUGGGCAUCAUCGGCGGGGCCGUCUACUCCUGCCACAACUACUUCCACGUCAUUCUCAAUGGCGGCGUGGGUAAAAAUGGCUCCACUGUGGCGGACACCAGCGUGCUGAGUCCCGGCUUGCACAUCGGCCUCAUCCUCACGCUGGCCUUCAUCAUCUUCAAGAAGUCAUCCAGUCAGCUAUUUGAGCACCACCCCUGCCUCUACCUUCUCGCCUUCGGCAUGGUCAUCGCCAAGAUCUCCAACAAGCUUGUGGUGGCGCACAUGACCAAGAGCGAGCUCCACCUGCCGGACACGGCCUUCAUCGGCCCGGGCCUGCUCUUCCUCAACCAGUACUUCAACAGCUUCGUCGACGAGUACGUCGUCCUCUGGAUCGCCACGGUGCUCUCCCUGGUGGACCUGACGCGCUACUGCACGGGGGUGUGCCACCAGAUCGCCGGCCACUUGCGCAUCCGCGUCUUCAGCAUCACGCCGCCCGGCCCCGCCCACCGCGACUGACGGCUUGCCCGGCGGGAGGAGGCGGAGGGCGACGCGGACCGCUCCCCGCUCCUGAAAGCAGACGACGAUGACAUCGAGAAGAGACCCCGCACCUCAAGCCUUGACCGAGUGAUCACCUCUGCCUAAAAAAAAAAAAAAGAAAUCAAAUAAAAACUUGCCCAAAGUUAAAAAAAAUGCUCAAAAACAAACAUCUGAAAUACCAAAGUUUUUUUUUUUUUAACAUUUUUUUAAAUCGGUCAAUACAGUGAUUGUGACUAAAUGCGAUCAAUCGGGGUGGAUUAAAUGAGGAUUAAAAAAAAAAAAAAAGAUUUCCGAUGAGGUGUUUUGGUCAGCGGGCUACUUAACGCGUUUUCAUGUCAUCGCCAUUUGUUCUGCUUUCUGACUUCUUCUCCCUUAAGGGCUAAUAAUGAAUGUUGUGAUUGUAUACAAUUCGCCUUAAUUCAUUUUCUUGUAAUUACAAAAAAUAAUAAUAAUUGUGAAUAUUGCAAACCAAAACUUUCUAUGUGUUUUCCACUGACAACUGCAAUAGAGAAGCUUCCCUUUCAUCGGAUUGACACAUUUCUCCUCCAGCGAAUCGGAUGUGCUUAUUCAGGUUGAUGGGAUUCCUUCUUCUGUGGUAGCGCUUUCAUAUUUUUAGGUUCCGUUUUCUACUCUGGAAAAUGUCCUUGUUUUGAAAUGUACGACCGCCAUUUUUCACUGCUCACUAAUACAACUGGAUGGCAAAUUUUUACUAACAAGAAUUUGUGUGUAGGAGUUUGUAAUAAAGAAACUAUUUUUCAUGCA
This is a messenger RNA of Syngnathus typhle (broad-nosed pipefish), 2109 nucleotides long. RefSeq names its product choline phosphotransferase 1 (gene chpt1). The record is from RefSeq and is a predicted model, not a curated record. NCBI's taxonomy places the organism in Eukaryota, Metazoa, Chordata, Actinopteri, Syngnathiformes, Syngnathidae. The coding region runs from base 178 to 1326 and encodes 382 amino acids. The transcript has 8 exons. Gene Ontology annotation, cellular component: Golgi apparatus; endoplasmic reticulum membrane. Gene Ontology annotation, biological process: phospholipid biosynthetic process. Gene Ontology annotation, molecular function: diacylglycerol cholinephosphotransferase activity.